AUGUCUUCUUUCAAAACCCUCGCCGCAUUGCUUUUCCUCGCUACAGGAACCCUCGCCAGUCCUGUCCAGUCUGAAGACAUCAGCCUUGUGCCCCGACAACAAUGCAGCGGCACCGUAGGAACCAUAUACGCUGGCACCGCGUGCUUUAACGUUUCCGGGGAGAGGAUUGAAGUAUGUGCAAGCAGCGUUACAUGUCAAAACACGGACGAUAAGACCGGAACAAUCGGUAUCGGGUCGAUCGAGCUUUCAAGUAACGCCUGCGAGAUUAAGAUUUUCAGCGAGCCUGACUGCGGAAACGCAGGUGCACCAUAUACCAUCUCACGUGGCAACAAUCCUGGCAACUGUUACGCAACCCCUUUCCGAGGACACUCGUUCUCUGUGGACUGUUCUUAG
Molecule: messenger RNA, 393 nt
Organism: Daldinia loculata
Lineage: Eukaryota; Fungi; Ascomycota; Sordariomycetes; Xylariales; Hypoxylaceae
Exons: 2
Coding region: 1-393 (130 amino acids)
Source: RefSeq, a predicted model, not a curated record